This is a messenger RNA of Sabethes cyaneus, 822 nucleotides long. RefSeq names its product cytochrome c oxidase assembly protein COX11, mitochondrial (gene Cox11). The transcript has 3 exons. The record is from RefSeq and is a predicted model, not a curated record. Gene Ontology annotation, molecular function: copper ion binding. Gene Ontology annotation, cellular component: mitochondrial inner membrane. NCBI's taxonomy places the organism in Eukaryota, Metazoa, Arthropoda, Insecta, Diptera, Culicidae. Bases 112 to 822 code for a protein of 236 amino acids.
AAUGUUCGAGUUUAGCGGUCAGUAAUAUAUUUAUUUUAAAAUCUGAAAGUUUAUUUAACAUGUAUUAAGUGUAACAAGAUCGUGUACAAAUAAGCUGUAUAGUAGAGCAAAAUGUCACUGCAGGCAUUGUGCCGGCUACGGCCGAGACAGUGCAUAAAUAGUUUACUCCACGCCCGCAACGCUGCACCGACGUUCCACCGAUGUGUUGGGAACCGAAAUCCGGUGGAUGCGGCAAGACAGCACAAAAUACGAACUACGCUUUACUAUGUGGCAGCCGCUGGUGUCCUGACUGUCGGCAUGAGCUAUGCUGCCGUACCGUUGUAUCGAAUGUUCUGCCAGGCGUACAGUUACGGUGGUACCACCGGGCAGGGACAUGCCGGUGACAAGGUCGAGCAUAUGCAACGAGUGAAGGACCGUGUGAUAAAAAUUACCUUUAAUGCCGAUAUUGGUGCUUCAAUGCGGUGGAAUUUCAAGCCGCAGCAACCGGAGAUAAAGGUGGUUCCAGGGGAAACAGCACUAGCUUUCUAUACAGCGAAGAAUCCAACGGAUCAACCGGUAAUUGGAAUUAGUACAUAUAAUGUGAUUCCGUUCGAGGCGGGCGCGUAUUUUAAUAAAAUACAAUGCUUUUGCUUCGAAGAGCAGCAGCUUAAUCCACAUGAAGAGGUGGACAUGCCGGUAUUUUUCUAUAUUGAUCCAGAAAUUAUGGACGAUCCAAAGAUGGAACUGGUGGACUCCAUCACUCUGUCCUACACUUUCUUUGAGGCAAAAGAAGGCGUAUCUUUCCAAAUGCCUCCAUACGCCACGAAACAUAGUUCUAAAUAA